Molecule: messenger RNA, 753 nt
Organism: Cucumis melo (muskmelon)
Lineage: Eukaryota; Viridiplantae; Streptophyta; Magnoliopsida; Cucurbitales; Cucurbitaceae
Product: O-fucosyltransferase 10-like
Exons: 6
Coding region: 1-393 (130 amino acids)
Source: RefSeq, a predicted model, not a curated record
AUGAAAGUGAGUUCUCAACCCCUUCCAAUAUUCUUCCAAUAUUCUUCCGCCUCAAUUUACCGUCGCCCACAUUCGAUUUCUCUUCUGCCCGCGGUCGAACGAACUUCCGCCGAUCGUCCGUCUUCCGUUGACCGUGUGUUAUCCGCUGACGGUUCAACGUCGGCCAACUAUUUCGCCUCCGCCCACACUUCAACGUUCGCCCAAUCUUCUGCCAACAACCGGUUUGAACCAGAUAUGCUAGCAUUCUCAGGUUUCUAUUAUGGUGGAGGUAAAAAGGAAAGGAGAGAAUUUGGAGCUAUUCGAAGGCGAUGGAAAACAUUACAUCAAGUAAGCAACCCUGAUAAAGAAAGGAGGCAUGGAAAAUGUCCACCGACUCCAGAAGAGGUCCUCUGAUGCCGCCACAUCACCAAAUUUGCUUUCUUUGGCUACUUUUAGCACUAAUUGUCGCCUACCACUGACACCCACUUUGUCAUCUUUUGGUCUUAGGCUCUUGAAAUCUUCAACUAGAUCAUCUAAGGUUUUGCAAGAAUCCAUUGAAGCAGUGAAACCAUAUUUGCUGCAAUUGAUUGAUUUAUAGGCCUUUUUGUAGGUUUGGUAGCCAAAUUUUGGUUCAAAUGUACUUAUUUAAAUAGCUUGUCCGUACCAAAACAUAUAUGUUAAUUGCUUCAUUGUACAAACAUUGUACGAACAAUUGUACGAACAAUUGUACAUAUAUUAAAGUAUAUAUAUUAAAUCGUUAAUCAUUUUUGUCCA